AGGUGGCUUCCUCUUCCUCUGUUGUACUCUGAAGGUAGCAGCGGCGAUGGGCGUGACAAUGGAAUGCUGCUUCAGCUCGGGGAAGAUGGCCUCUGUCUGGUGCUUCGUCCUCCUGGGCCUCGCCAUGGCCGUUCUUCCCGUUCACUGUCAGUCCACAGACGCUCUCGGUUUCAUAAGCAUCGACAACGGUAUAGCCCCUGGCACCACCUACAUCGACCCGAAGAGCAACAUAACCUACGUUUCUGACACCGGAUUCAUCGACACCGGAGAAAACCAUAACAUCUCCGGGGCAUACGUGACGAACGGCAUGGCAAGACGAUGGCUGAGCCUGAGAAGCUUUCCCAGCGGGACUCGCAACUGCUACAGGAUCACGUCCAUCACCAAGGGCUCCAAGUAUCUUGUGCGAGCGUGGUUUAUGUACGGGAACUACGACGGCAUGAACACGCAGCCACUGCUGUUCGAUCUCUACCUGGGCGUCAAUCUCUGGGCGAACAUGAACAUCACCGGCCCCGACCAAACGUAUACCAACGAGGUCAUCACGGUGGCCUCAUCUGAUGUCUUCUCGGUGUGCCUGCUGAACACCGGGCAUGGGACUCCGUUCAUAUCGGGGCUGGACGUGAGGCCAUUGAAGGACAUGCUUUACCCGGCCGUGAACGCCUCUCGCAGUCUGGUCCUCUUCAAGCGGCUUAACAUGGGACACAAGGGUACCUAUGUCAGGUACCCGGACGAUCGCCACGACCGCCUCUGGGAGCCGUGGAGCUUGCCCAUAUGGACCGACAUCUCCACCACUUCCACUGUCGAGAAUCUCUCGGAGGACUACUUCGAGGCCCCCUCUGCCGUCAUGCAGACCGCCGUCACCCCCGUCAACUCCACCACGCUGCUCCUCUCCUGGGAUCCCUAUCCCGGCGACGUCAACCAGUACUUCCCCAUCUUGCACAUCUCCGAUUUCCUCAAACUCUCCGGGACCAACGUCUCGCGGCAGUUCUACGUCUACGUCAAUGGGAUCCAGUGGCUGGGAAACCCCAUGACCCCGGACUACCUCUUCUCCGACGCCGUGUACAGCAUCCACCCCCUCGGCCAGUUCCUUUCCUACAACAUCACUCUUGUGGCGCUGAGCAACUCCACCCUUCCGCCCAUCCUCAACGCCUUGGAAAUCUUCUCGACCUUGAGUAACGCCAACGUGCCGUCGAAUGAUGGCGAUGUUAAUGCCAUGAUGGCAAUCAAGGCAUGGUAUAAGAUUAAGAGAAAUUGGAUGGGAGAUCCAUGUACUCCGACGGCAUUUAGUUGGGAUGGACUAAACUGUACUUUUAGCGUCUCAAUUCCUCCAAGGAUCACUACUUUGAACCUAUCAACAAGUGGAUUGACUGGUGAAAUAACCAAGUCUUUUGCCAGCCUUGGUGCAAUUGAAUAUCUGGACUUGUCUUACAACAACUUAACAGGGACAAUACCUGCUGUUCUAGCGGAAUUAACUUCCCUCAAACUCCUAGAUCUGACGAGGAACCAGUUAAAUGGAUCGAUUCCUUCUGCCCUCCUUGAGAGAUCACAAAAUGGAUUUCUUACCUUAAGAAUUGAGGGAAAUCCAUAUCUUUGUGAGAAUGGAACUUCAUGCAAGGUGACGCCAUCAUCGAAAAAGAAGAAGAUAACGACACCUGUAAUUGUUAUUCUUUGUAUAGUUCCUGUUACAAUAGUGCUCAUGGUGAUACUCAUAAUCUGCAGGCUGAAGCGACAAGGCUCGAGAAAAGGUACCUCUGUGAAGCCACAGAAUGAAGUUUUCUCCAACCAAGUAAAGGACCAUCGUCAUGAUCCAUUGCAACUUGAGAACCGACAAUUCACAUACAUGGAGUUAAAGAACAUAACUAAUAAUUUUCAAAAGGUCCUAGGCAAAGGAGGAUUUGGCACUGUCUUCUAUGGUUGUUUGGAAGAUGGGACUGAAGUUGCAGUCAAGAUGCGAUCCCAAGCAUCAUCACAAGGGACUGACCAGUUUCUUGCUGAGGCCCAGCACCUGACAAGGGUUCAUCACCGGACUUUAGUUUCUAUGGUUGGCUACUGCAAUGAUGGAGACUAUCUGGCACUUGUAUACGAAUAUAUGGCUCAGGGAACCCUACAAGACCAUCUACAAGGAAGGACACACAGUACCAGACCUUUAAGUUGGCGACAGCGUCUCCUGAUUGCAGUUGAGGCUGCAGAAGGACUGGAGUAUUUGCACAAGGGAUGCAAACCAGCAUUAAUUCACAGAGAUGUGAAGACAGCAAAUAUCCUAUUAAGUGAGAAGCUGGAGGCCAAGAUAGCAGAUUUUGGCCUCUCAAAAGCUUUUCAAAGUGAGGUCAAUACUCAUGUAUCCACGGCAGUCGUGGGAACCCCAGGAUACCUUGAUCCAGAGUACUACAAUACCUUCCAGAUCAGUGAGAAAAGCGAUGUGUACAGCUUUGGGGUGGUUCUUUUGGAGCUGAUCACAGGGCAACCUCCAAUUGUACAAAGUGCAGAGCAUGCACAUAUAGUUCAAAGGGUGCGCCAAAGGCUUGGCCGAGGAAAUAUUGAGGAUGUUGUCGAUGCCAAGCUGCAAGGGAAUUAUGAUGUCAAUUCUGUGUGGAAGUGUGCUGAUAUCGCACUGAAAUGCACAUCACAAGCGUCCCAUCAGAGGCCAACCAUGGCAGAUGUUGUGAUGCAGCUGAAAGAGAGUUUGGAACUAGAGACUUCUCCUGAUAGAACUGAGAACCUAGUUACAUGCAGUGAGAACCUAUACACAGAAGUCAGCAACAUAAGCGAUACCAACAGUGCACUUGAAAUAGAAAAUAUUGCAAGAAUGUCUGAUGUUUGUGGUCCGUCGGCAAGCUAUAAGAAGUCGUCUUCCUUCUCCCAGUUGCACCGAUCAUCAAGUCAUCGGAAAGUCGGAGUUGGUGAUCACACGCGCAACACUGACGGUUUCAUAAGCAUCGACUGCGGCAUCGCCGAUGGUUACAGCUACACCGACGCCAAGACUACCAUACCAUACAACUCCGACACCAACUACGUUGCCACCGGGGUAAAUCACAAUAUCUCGACGCGGUUCGACUCGAAUACAACUAUAGCAACACAAGAUCGAACCCUCAGAAGCUUUCCGCAAGAUAAAAGGAGCUGCUACACUCUUCCCGUGGAGGAAGGUCGAAAGUAUCUGGUAAGAGCGACGUUCCUUCAUGGCAACUACGAUGGCCGGAAGGUCAGCAGUGUCGACCCCAUACUUUUUGAUCUCCACCUAGGCGUUAAUCUCUGGGAAUCAGUAAACAUCUCCGAUGUCACUCGGACGCAUGAGUCUGAAGUGAUCACAGUUGCCUUGGCUGGCUAUAUAUCCGUAUGUCUCGUAAACAAGGACAAGGGAACUCCUUUCAUAUCGUCACUGGAGUUGAGGCCACUGAGGAAAGAAACACUGUAUCCGGCUGCAACCGCCUCGGUGGCGUUGGUCAAACACUCCAGGUUCGAUUUUGGAGGAAGUAUCGAGCUUAGGUUCCCAGACGACCCUUAUGAUCGGAUAUGGACACCCUUCGACGACGACAACAAAUGGACACGGAUCAGAACCACCUCUCCCGUCCAGAGCCGCUUCGAUGACAUGUUCGAGGUGCCUUCCGCCGUCCUCCAAACGGCCGUUGUCCCCAUCAACUCUACCAAGGCCGAGCUGCUCUUCGAGUGGGGUUUGCCUGACUAUGAGGAUGUACGGCCCCAAUUCAACAUCUUCAUGCACUUCGCGGAGCUCCAACCCCUCGCCGUAGGCCAGUCCAGAAACUUCACCGUCUACCUCAAUGGGAACCCGUGGUUGGACCGCCCCUACUCCCCGCCAUACCUCUUGUCGGGCUACAUCUACUCCACCGUUCCGUCUUAUUUGUACCAGUACAACGUCUCGAUCAAGGAGACGGCCACUUCGACCCUUCCGCCCAUCAUCAAUGCGCUGGAGACCUAUACCAUUAUGCAGCUCACGGAGAACGCCACCGACGGCUCCGACGUUGAUGCCAUUGGGGCAAUCAAGAAGCGUUACAAGGUGAACAGAAAUUGGAUAGGUGAUCCAUGUGCUCCAGAAGUGUACAAAUGGGAUGGUUUGGAUUGUAGCUAUAGCGUUUCUGACUCUCCAAGGAUCACAGCUGUACACUUGUCUUCUGGUGGACUGAUGGGUACAAUAGAUUCUUCCUUUGCUGAGCUCAAAGCAAUCAAGUAUUUGGACUUGUCUUACAACAACUUAACAGGGCAAAUACCUGACACUUUAGUGGAGCUACCUACCCUUGAAGUCCUAAAUUUGUCAAACAACCAGUUAACCGGGUUUGUUCCUUCUGCUCUUCUUCUCAGAACACAAAAUGGAUCACUUACCCUAAGGAUUGAAGGCAAUCCGAAUCUUUGUGCCGAUGGAGAUUCAUGCACGGUAACCCCAACAUCAACAAAAAAGAAGAUAUCAACACCUCUGAUUGUGAUUCUCUGCAUAGUUGCUGUUGUACUACUUGUGGUGAUAGUCAUGUUUUGGAGGCUGAGAAAGCGACGAGGCUUAAAUCGUCACGGUGGAACCAUGCAAGUAACUGAUAAUCACGAUCGUUCAUUGCAACUUGAGAAUCGUCAGUUCCCAUACACGGAAUUGAAGAAUAUAACCAACAACUUUGCAAAGGUCCUUGGCAAAGGAGGAUUUGGGACUGUCUACCAUGGCUACUUGGAAGACUGUACUGAAGUUGCAGUUAAAAUGCGAUCCCAGUCAUCAUCUCAAGAUACUAAAGAGUUUUUUGCUGAGGCACAGAGCUUAACAAGGGUUCAUCACCGGAAUCUGGUUUCUCUCAUUGGUUACUGCAAGGAUAGAGACUCUCUGGCACUUGUCUAUGAGUACAUGUCUCAAGGGACGCUACGAGAUCAUCUGCAAGGUUUGGAACUCCUUAUAUUUUACUAUCUAGUCUUUUAUCUUACUGCUCAUGGCUUGUUACAUGGAUCUGCGACAGGAAGAAACAAUACUGCUAUAGCUUUAAGCUGGGGGCAGCGACUCCACAUUGCAGUCGACGCUGCACAAGGACUGGAGUAUCUGCACAAGGGAUGCCGACCACCGCUGAUCCACAGAGAUGUGAAGACAGCCAACAUCCUUUUGAGUGAAAGGCUGGAGGCCAAGAUAGCAGAUUUCGGGUUGUCCAAGACUUUCCAAAAUGAGGUCAGCACUCACGUAUCUACAACGGUGGUGGGAACCCCGGGAUACCUUGAUCCGGAGUACUACAAUAACUACCAGCUCAGUGAGAAAACUGAUGUGUAUAGCUUCGGCGUGGUUCUUCUGGAACUGAUCACAGGGCAGCCUCCAUUGCUACAAGUUUCAGGGGGUUCACAUAUAAUUCAAAGGGUGAGGCGAGGACUUGCCACGGGAAACGUCGAGGACAUUGUUGAUGCCCGGCUUCAAGGGGAGUACGACGUCAACUCCGUUUGGAAAUGUGUUGACGUAGCACUCAAAUGCACAUCGCAGAGGUCGCAACAGAGGCCGACCAUGACGGAUGUGGUGAUGCAGCUGAAGGAGAGCUUGGAACUACAGACCCCUCGUGACAGGAUCGAGAACCCAAUCACAAGCAAAGGGGAAAGAUACAUGGAAGAAGGUGAUGCAAUCGAGAGUAACCCAUAUGUUGUAGAAAUGACUCUGGUAAGCAGCGGUCCAUUGGCAAGAUGAUGUUGACAUCUUUUCCAGUCCAAUAGUUUAGUUUUAUGUGUGUUAGGAAAGCAGUUUCUGUAAGUCCAAAAACAAGUGGUAAGCUGUUAGCAAAGCUUCUUCCACGAAA
Molecule: messenger RNA, 5756 nt
Organism: Musa acuminata subsp. malaccensis (wild Malaysian banana)
Lineage: Eukaryota; Viridiplantae; Streptophyta; Magnoliopsida; Zingiberales; Musaceae
Source: RefSeq, a predicted model, not a curated record